AUGAGAUCUGACGUCUACAUUGAGACCCUCACCAGUGUCAGUUAUUCACAAUCGCUCACUAAGAUGGAGAGGUCAAGACUUGCUCUCAUUGUGCUUAUGUUUUUACUGUUCCAUCAGACAAGAAUCUAUGGAGAAGAAGUGGAGAUGAAAGUCAGACCAGGAGACAACAUCACUCUCUACUGUGAUCGCUCUUUUAGUCAUGGUUCCCUCAUUGUAUGGAUAAGAAACUGCUCUCAUGAAAAUCAACCGUCUCUCAUAAUAGAUUUUACGAAAUGGGAACUGAAGAUAUUUCAGCGUUUUAGCUCUAUCUACAACCGCUACAACAACUCUUAUGAUCUACAUAUUACUAAUAUUAGUGUCUCUGAUCUGGGACUGUACUACUGUGCAGAACAAGAGAAUAAGGUAAAUGAAGAUGAAAAAGGCAUAAUUUUCUCAUCAAAUGUGUACUAUUAUGGAAACCGCACAACUCGUCUCUCUCUGGAAUUGUCUUCCAGUUCUGGACCCUCGAACACCACCCCCACACCACCUCUUGUAUCUGACUGUGUGCUCUGCUGGACGCUGCUGUUCAGUGUGUGUCCGGUGUGUGUUCUCCUCUUCUCCAUCUGUGUGUUCUGCUUCUGUUGUAAGAAAACUACAG
Messenger RNA from Sinocyclocheilus grahami, 637 nucleotides. RefSeq lists its product as uncharacterized. Lineage: Eukaryota; Metazoa; Chordata; Actinopteri; Cypriniformes; Cyprinidae. The transcript has 3 exons. The record is from RefSeq and is a predicted model, not a curated record. Gene Ontology annotation, biological process: response to bacterium. The annotation marks the transcript as partial.